GUUUCCGCGUCCUGUCACGAAAUGUAUCCCCUAACAAUUACAGGGAAGUCGACUGCUUUUCUAUAUAUGGACACGAUGCUACGCCGUGUUUUUUAAUUGAUGUUUUUGGCUUUACUCGGUCGAGUUUUGGUCAUAAAUGGAUUCCAAGGUUUCUGAAAGUAAAGAUUCUCGUUCUCUGAGACGCUCGACGCGACACACGUCAGUAUUGAGCUUUGAAGCGACCCCCAGGGGUCCUUUAAAGAGGGUCAGAAAGGACUUAGAAAAGAAAGCUCCUGGUGCAGUAAUCAAUGGUUCCAAAGAUGAGGAGAAGGACUUGGAAGAGGAAGAAUCCCCAAGCAAGAAGAGCCGGCUGGACACUGAAGGACCAGUGGACGGCAGGGGGGAUCAAGAUGAGAUGGAUGUCCAGGAAUCAGGUGAAGACAUGGAGAAAAGUGGAGACCAGGAAAUGCCACAACAGGAUUCUCCUCGUGACACUCGUCUGCCAGAAACGUACCAAGGUGCCCGAAGAGAUGUGAAUUUAAACCCUCGAGUAGUGCUUGGUGAACGCUGCAAAACCAGUCAUACCAUAAAUGAGGAUUUAGACUUCAUAGAAACCAAGACAGUAAAACCAUCAACAAAAGCACCUGCAUCCCCUGCCAAACCUCCCAAGCAAAUCAGACCACCGGCAAACAGACAUGACGUGCCGAAGCCCAAGAUCACCAGCAUCAAAGACUACAAGAGGACAAUGGAGCUCAAAGCCAAGAGCACUGCCUCAUCUGUAGAUGUACCCAGAGUUAAUUACCGUGUUCCAAGCGUGUAUCCAGCCUCGGUGAAAUCUGAGACAGUACUGCGACGUGUAAAUAACAUUCCUCCACAAUCUGUUCGUCACAAAAAACAAGAUUGUAUAAAGAAACUUGAUGUUACCAAGAGAAGCUCUGGAAGUUCCUCCAGAGGAUUCAAGUCAUGUUUAUGGAUUUUGGUUCUCCUGGUGCUGUUCAGCUCUGCCACCUUGAUGGCAUACAAGUUCAUUCCUGUACUCCAAAAGAGGGAUGCUGCUGGGGGAUCUCCAUCUAGGAUUGUAAAACCAGAAAAGUUUUCUGAUCACUUGUCUCUUCUUGAGACUCAGUUUCCCAGUCAGCAACCUGAGUUGUGGAAGAAAAGCAAGAUCCACCUGGAGAAGCACCUGAGAACAGAACAUCCCAAAGAGCCAGUCAGUCUGAUUUUGACUGCAGGCCGAACUGCUGAGAGGACGCUGCGCUGCCUAGCUCAAGGUCUGGCCUCCUCGUUCUCGUCUGCCCUCAAUGCCUCCAUCCUCCAUAUCAAUGGAACAAGUAAAGCCGGCCAGGACAGCGAUGAGGUGAAGCUGGACAUUGACACCCAGCUGCAAGCAGCCUUUGAGGGUGAAAAACCUGUGGCAGUCAUUCAUCGUUUUGAAGAUCUGCCUCCAGGCUCCACCCUCAUAUUUUAUCGCUACUGUGAUCAUGAGAACGCUGCAUACAAGCGAGUGUUCCUGUUGUUCACUGUGCUACUGCCUCAAGAUGAGGUCAGGGGUGGGCUGAGCCUAAAGGAGGUGGAGGAGAUGGUGCAAGACUAUGUUAAAGAAAGGCUGGUGGGGUCCAGCAGCCAAGCUGCCUUCAAUACAAUGGAUGCUGACAAGUUCGGAGGACUUUGGAGUCGCAUCUCCCAUCUAGUCCUGCCUGUGGUGUCUGAGGUGGAGGUAGAGCAGAAAGGAUGCUGAUGAAACAAGGUGGCAUCUCUAAAGAUGUCAAAUUACCACAGUGGACCAGACUGAUUAUUCCUAGCACUGCAGGAGCUAUGAAACUGAAGUAACAUGGAAUUAUACUGUAACGUUUGCUGUGAUAUUUCACAUAUAGACAGGUUUUAAAGUGUUUGAAGGAUGUGCUAAUCUUUCAUCAGAGAUGAGAUCAUGCUCGAGUUGUAGUCAAAUGCUAGUGACAGUAUAACUGGACAGAAGAUGUACAACAGUUUUUACAUUUGCCCACAUGUACAGACUUUGCAUCAAGAUGUAACAACAGUGUCACACCAUCAUUCAACUUUUAAAGUAUGUUGAUGUCAAAUCCGUUUUCUCAUUUACUUUGUUCAACUGCUUUUUAAUGCAUUUCCCAUCUAAGAAGAGUUUUCAUUCAGCUUUAGCGACACCAGGUGUUUCUUUGGAACUAGCAAAUGCUUCAUUUUUUUUAGUUUCUGUGGACAUUUUUGUUUCAGGUGGAAAUUAACAUUUCUUGUGUCAAAUCUCUGAGACGACUGUUGGCCCCCUGCAGAAGUGUCGCUUCAUUUAACUCCAGUGUGUGAGCAUUUGGAUUAGUUUUGCACUGAAAAUGUUUGUUUUCGCUUUGACUGUUCAUCCUAUUGAUAGUGCUGGCUUUUAUUAAGAUGAAUAUUUUAUAUGCUUUGUUUUUUCCUGAAUUUGUAUAUUUGAGGUGUUUCCUAGUUUUUGAUAGCUGUGUAUAUAUACAUAUAUGUGUAUAUAUAUUGGAUAUAAAAAGAUUUGUUCUGUGAACCUGCUGUCAAGGAACCAUUGAAUUGUAUCUACAUUGUUGUAAACUUAAAAACCUGCAAGUUUUUCAAUUUGUAAAAAUAUUUUGACUGAAUAUGUCACAAGUUGUGCCUUAAAAAUGAAGAUUAGACUAAAGUUCUGAGUAUGUUGAUGCCUGUCUCUUGACAAAAUCAAAAUUCAACAAAGGUGUCUUGCUUAUAAAUCUUUCUUAUUUGUGCUAAAUUCAAAUGUCCAUAUUGUGUUCUUUUCUGUGAUACCACUCAUUCCUCUUAUGUUAUCAUUCUGUGUUGAAAUUUGUACUCUUAAAAAAAAAAAAAAAAUCUUACUAUUUUCCAAUAAAGAUUAUUUUGAUACUUAGA
Messenger RNA from Amphiprion ocellaris (clown anemonefish), 2856 nucleotides. Its product is annotated as torsin-1A-interacting protein 2-like. Gene Ontology annotation, biological process: membrane organization. Gene Ontology annotation, molecular function: ATPase activator activity. Bases 137 to 1717 code for a protein of 526 amino acids. Gene Ontology annotation, cellular component: membrane. The transcript is spliced from 8 exons. The record is from RefSeq and is a predicted model, not a curated record. Lineage: Eukaryota; Metazoa; Chordata; Actinopteri; Pomacentridae.